This is a messenger RNA of Papilio xuthus (Asian swallowtail), 6755 nucleotides long. It is a transcript of the gene osp, whose product is annotated as myosin phosphatase Rho interacting protein outspread. Gene Ontology annotation, molecular function: actin filament binding. NCBI's taxonomy places the organism in Eukaryota, Metazoa, Arthropoda, Insecta, Lepidoptera, Papilionidae. Bases 362 to 5557 code for a protein of 1731 amino acids. Gene Ontology annotation, cellular component: actin cytoskeleton. The record is from RefSeq and is a predicted model, not a curated record. The transcript has 14 exons.
UUUCUAUCAGAUGUAAAAUGGACGAGCGGUCGUGUUGUUGUGCGCUCGCGAACUCCGCGUGUUUGUUGUAAAAUCGAUGUUUAUUUUGACGUGAAUACGAAUAUUGUUUACGCGAUCAUUCGACUACUUCGGAGUACGGUUACCGAAGGAGAUUGUGUUGUGCAUGUGUUUUAUUUGACGCUUACGCUCACUUUACUUGCAGUGAUUUUGCUGAUAGCUCACUCACCGGUGGGUGCACGCGUGAAAAACUACGUGUUCGUUUAAUAAAAAGCGAAUAUUCCUUAAGUGAUUGUGUUUUGGUACCAUCAUGCUGUGCACGGUGACAUAGUGAACGUUAAGUUGACCCUGACCUCUGACAAUCAUGUCUGGGCGAUCGGAUUGCAGGAAAUUUGCACCGAACAUCUUCAAUAAAAGCAAGUGCACUAAUUGCUUCCGCCAGAAGGAGGAGCAUAGUGCCGAGGCCUUGGAAUCUAAUCGGGCCAGUCGAAAGAUAUCAAAAUGUGGAUAUCUUUUCGUGGCGCCGGGCUGGGACUUUUCCAAUCCGCUCUACAGAACAAAGAGAUGGCAGCGGAGGUGGUUCGUCCUAUACGACGACGGAGAGUUGACGUACUCUUUGGACGAACACCCAGACACAGUCCCGCAGGCGAGCGUGGACAUGACGUCCGUGCUGGAAGUGAGCGAGGCAGACGGUGUGACGGGGCACGCGCACAGCCUGGCCAUCACCGCCCCCGACCGCGUCACCUUCGUCAAAGGCACCAGCCGCGAAGAGGCGCGCUGGUGGGCCGACAUACUCAGCAUGUACCCCAGGAGUAAGGGUCGACACAAACGCAACGCCACCUUUCCCGGUGGUCAGACCGGCAGCCUUCUACAAUCUUCCACAACGAGAAAGUACUCCGCGGACGCGUCUACACUUCGCGACGCAGCGGAGGGUUGCGGGGCGGGCGUGACAAGGACGCGGUGCUGCGCCGGCGCCACAACAUGGCCCGGGCCGCGCGUGCAGCCGCCGCAGCCAGAAAUCGCCAGCCUCGCGCCACCACCCAACAUCGACACCAAAGGUAACCAAUUACCAUCCAUCAUUGUAUUCCGACGCGGCCCGGCCGGUUGGUCGCGCCACUGGUUCGUGUUGCGCGGCGCAGCGCUGCUCUACUUCCGCGACCCGCACGCCGAGCACCGCGGCCUACUCGACGGCGUUAUCGACCUCAGCGGCGUCGCCAACGUCGUAGAGUUGCCCACCUCCGCUUCCACCAAUGGAUACGCUUUUGAAACUGAGUUCUCGUCGUUGCAGACGUGGGACGGCAAGCACAUCGUGCUAGCAGCGGUGACGGCGGGCAUCAGAGCGAACUGGGUCUCGGCGAUCCGCAGGACGGCCGGCCUGCCCGACAACGGACCGCUGUCUUUGAUUCUGCGAGAGGACAGUUUGGAUCAAGUGUCCGAGUCCUCCACUUCACCCGUGACGCCGAUUACACCAAAUACCGGAAAAUCUGCACCGUUCUCGUCGGACGAGGAGUACAGAACGGCGUCCGAGGGCGGGAGGAGAGACAGCGCGGAUUGGGGAGACAUGACGCAGCCGCCGGCCUCGCCCAUCCUCAAUCGCACUCCCAUCUCCAGAGUCAAGGAAAAGGUUCGCGCUAGAUCCUGUCAUCAACCACUGAUGAGAACGGAUUUCAAAGACGAAAAGGACGAAAUAGAUUCAACCAAAGAACGCUCCAUAAACGAAGUGGACGAAAAUGAGAAGCCAGCCGAGCAGAGAAAGCGUAGUUACAUUUCAACUAUUGACAAACAGGCGAUAGAAAUUGAUGAUUUACGAAAACAGCUAAAAUUAGCGCUGAGUGACGUUAAUGCGGCGGAGUCCGAGCUCGCGAGACUACGAAAACUGAAAACCGAGGCGGCGCUACGAGAAAAGAAAAUGGAAGAACUGGUGACGACCUUACAAAAGAAAGAGGAAGAACUUUCUGUACGUACUAAAGAAGCAGAAAACUUAAACGCGAUAAAACAGCUUUACAAUCACGAUAAAACCUCGUGGGAGACGAAGCUUACAGAAACCCAACAGUUUUUAAAGGAAUCGACGGAACACUGCGAGUUACUAACGAGGCAGCUAGCAUCGGCCCAAGAAAACAUUAAACAGUUGCAACGAGAAUUGAACGAACUCAAUGAAAAGCUUCUUAAAAGCGUUAAAGAAAAUGAGAGCUUAUACUCUAGGAUCAGAGAUUUGGAAGGUCGUGCAGGAUCAGAAUCCCCAUCUAAGGAAAAGAGGAAGAGCAUCGGAUCACUAAGCGAUCUCACGAACAUAAAUCAAGACCUUAACUUGGAUUCCUUGGAAAGGAAUAGACUUAUCGAGGAAUAUGUUGAACUGAGAGGAAGGUUUUUAAAAGCCAUUCAAGAAAUCAAAGCCAUGAAGAAGGAGCUCCGAGAGGCACACAACAUGUAUGACGAACUCGAAAUAACGAAUAUGAAAUUAAGAAAUGAAAUGAAGCUUAGAGAACAAUGUAGCAGAUCAGAAAUAAAUCUAAUGGCAGCUAAAAUUUUAGAUCUGACGCAAAAAUUGACGGCGUCCGACAAGCAAGUGCGGACGCUGAAGCAUAAGAUACAAAAAACUGAGUCAAGGGAGAAAAGACGCAGCUUGUCACUAAAGGGACGGGAAUCUUUUUCCCUAGGUAAGGAACUUGAAGAAAAAUUAACAGAGUUAGAGAAUAAAAUUUCCCUUCUCGAAACCGGCGAAGCGGUUCCUACCAUACAGUCUCCUUCCAAAAGUGGAUCACCUGCCAAAGAAAAACCAGCAAAGAAUGACAAUAUUACGGACGAGAAGCGUUUGAAAAGGUUAGCAGCGCGAUUACGAAGAAAGUCCUUAGAUAGCGCUACAAGUUCUGAACCCAUGAAAAUGUUAGUCCGCCUGAGUUCAUUGGAAACCAAAAUUUCAUCUGCUAUUGAAAAUCGGCGAGACUUAACAAAUUCCUGUGAAUCCUUGAGCAUAGCAAGCACCACCACCGGAACCACCGUCUCUCCUGACAACCCCUCAAUGAACGAAAGUCAGGAGAGCUCAAUCGGUACACAAUCACAAAGGCAUCUGCUCGAUCGGUUACAGAGUCUUGAAAAUGUGGUCAUACAUUCGAGAAAUAAAGUAAAUGAAUGUCUUUGUCAAAUGAGUGCCAUGAGGGCCGCGAAAUCCCGUCGAUCCCCAUCACCGAGUCUGGAGAAAAAAUAUAGCAUUAAAUCAAUGGAGAAGUGCUUGUCUGAUGUCAGUAAAAGGUUACAGGAGUGUUUCGACAAAUGUGUCGUGGAGUGCCAAGACAAGGAGGAAAUAAACGAUAGCGUAGCGGAGGUUGUCGUUCAGCUAGAAGAACAACUAAGGACGAAAUUACUAGAAAUAUCUAAGAAAAAGGCAGCUCUAUACGAGGCCGGCGAGUUGACGCAACGAAAGAGCUUAGAAAUACUGGCAGAGAAGUUGGCGUACGAGGCCGUCCUCAUCGGCAGGAUACAGGAGGCUCUACAAUCUUCCAACGGAAGCAAAUUCUUCGCUAGGUUAAUAAAGUCUGAAAUAAACGAAACUAGUCAACUAAUCGAUAACCUUAAGUCUAAGAUUAACGGUGAAAAUUGCAAGAACAUUAAUAACACGAAGAGCUCGCUCGACUACCUAGCGAGGAUACUGUCGCGGAAAAUCGACAUAAUGAACAACAAAGAUACGAAGGAGUUCAGAAAAUCCGAACUAAUAAUUCAAAGCGCAGACCUCGAGGCUCUGAAGGCGUCACAGAAGGAAGUAGCGGAGGCCGUCGAUAAGUACAAGAGUGAGAAGCUGGCGGAACUGUGCUCGGCGCUCGCUUGCGAAACGCUUAGCCACGCCGCGCCCGUCGACGGCGACCUCGACCAGCAACGGGCUAACGUGGAAGCGGCGCGCGUCCGGGAGGCGUGGGCGGCCGCGCGCGACGCCCUGGGCGGCGAGCUGGUGCAGGCCGAGGUGGCACGAGCUUUGGCCCGCGCCGCGCAGGCCUGCGACGAGCGGCUGGACGAGGCUCGCCGCGGCCGCCUCACGCUGACCGCGCAGGACCGCGCCGACCUCGAGCUGUGGUGGCAGGCGGCGCACGACCACCUGCGCUGCGAGAUGGACGCCGCCGUACGAGACAUCGCGGCGCGCUACCGCGAGUGCCUGGCCGCCGACCGCCGCGCCAAGGAGGGCUCCCCGGGACUCGACAGCCGCGCGUCCCUGCUGCAGCUGGCCGACGUCCUCGCCCACAAGGCGCUGGUGGACGCGCGCGUCGCCGUCGUCGAGGGCACCUACCGCGCCUCCGAGCGGCCUGACGCGACGCCGCGCGAAGAUGCGCUGUCCUCGCUGGAGACGGACCCCGCCUGCGAGGCGGAGUUCGUCUACCUCUUCCAGCACUUCUCGAACGAGUGCCGAGCGCUCUUCUCCAGUGACUGUUCGAGCAACAGUGAAGACUCGAUGAAGAUCGGCGAGAGCCUCGAGCGGGUGGAGCGGGCCGUGGCGGCGGUGGAGCGGCGGCUGGGCGGCGAGGAGGGCGACGAGCGGGACGACGCGACCGAGUGGCGGGGCGGGCUGCUGGAGCGCGUGGAAGCGCUGCGCAGCCGAGUGGAGGCGCUGCAGGAGCUGGUGCCCUGCCGGCACUGCAGGCGGCUGCAGGAGGCGCUGGACCGGCUGGCGGCGGAGCGCGCGCGCGGCGAGUGUGCGCUGGCGCAGCAGGCGGGCGCGCUGGCGGCGGCGCGGCGAGCGCGCGCGCAGCUGCAGGCGCAGCACGAGCGCGAGAGGGCCGCACUGAGGGAGCGCGCCCGCACGCUGCAGCGCCGCCUGGCCGCGCUCGACUCCGAGUACUCCGCUCAACUCGACAGCCUUCGCGCCGCCUAUCAGAGCGCGGUGGCGGCGGACACUCACGGCGACGGACUGCGCGCGCGCUACCAGCAGGAGAUCGAGCAGCUGCGCGCGCUGUGUGAGAAAGGCCUGCUAGCCAUGGAGAGCUCGCACCGCCGCAUCGUACGCGAGAUGGAGGAGAAGCACCGCGCCGAGCGCGAGCAGCUGAGACUGGACAAGGAGCAGGCGCUGGCGGAGGAGACGCGGGCGACGCUGGCGGCGCUGGACGCGAUGCGGAAGGCGCACGAGAGCGAGGUGCGCCGCGAGGUCGACAAGUUCAAGGCGGAGUUCCUGGCGCGCGCCGCACACGACGACCUCGGACAGCUCAGCUCGCGUCACCAGCAGGAGAUGGAGGAAAUAAAGCGCGAGAUCCUGUCGCUGUCGGAGAAGUACUCGGUGAAGUGCGUGGAGUCUGCGGCGCUGGAGGAGCGGCUGGCGGCGGCCACCGCGCAGCUCGCGCAGGCGCACAACCACGUGAUGCAGCUCGACGCCAGAAACAAACAGCUUCGUGCGCACAUAAUGUCUGAAGCGAACGAGAUGAAGAACUCCGAGGCGGCCGCGCUCGCGCAGCUCAUAGAGGACACCGCGGCGGCGAAGUCGCCGAAGAGCAACAGCGUGUCGGAGGCGCGGCCGCGGGGCAAGCUGCAGUUCGCGACAGAGCCGCGCACCUCCCUGCAGCUCUCGCCCGUACAGAACUGAAGGUUUCCCCUCUGGCGGGGCUGGUCGCCGCACGCAAGAAGCGCUUCGAGCAAUGAGCGGCGACGCCGGCGACAUCCAGCGGCGAAAACAUCACAAAACUAACUAUAAGCCUCUUCUUAGGAAACACAGCUUUAAGCGUAUGGCCUUAAAGACGAUUUUUGAUAACAUGGUCUUUUGACGAAAUAUCGUAGGCGUAUGAAUAUAGUUCUCCUGUAGGAUGACGUCACGACGCACCCACCACGCUAGCACCUGGCCACUUCGCUUCAUAUUAUCAAAUAAACAAAUUAAUAUAAACUCUUUUAGUACCAUACAGACAGAUUGACUUAAUUUAUUUAUAUAAAAAGCAUUGAGUUAACAAUAUAUUAGACAAGGUUUUUAUUAUAAAAACUAGCUUUGUUUUCGCUUUGUAUUGACGAGAUCGUGAGAUCGAUUAAAGCAGACAGAACUGUUAUGUUGUUAGGUUAGUUCCACUCAGACCAAAAAUUACUUUUUCUACAAAAAGUGGCCAGAACUUUUAACUCCCACCCACCACGAAAAUGUAUAUAACUAUUGUUUGCAUUGUUAUUUACUUAUUUCAUUAAGUGUAUAUUACUUUUAUCUUAUAAUUUCUAAACUUAUAACAAAUAUUUAAUAACUUAAUAUUGUGUGCAAGUAGCACUGAAAGUCUUUUUUCUUUUUUGCUGCUGCGUAGAGCAAAAGUAUUGCUGCAUCAGUGGUAUAGAGGGCUUAUCUUUUGUCUGCGCCUGCGCAGUUAAGUGUAGACUCAGGUUAGUGAUGAGUUAAAGUUGUUUAGAAGCGGCAAUGUAACAUUGUGUAUAUACUAACCUCUCCCUAUUGUUCUAGCUCGUGUUCUAGUGAAUGCUGGUUUUAUCUUUUAAGUUGUUCGUUACCAAAUAUAUGUUAUUUAUGAGUUCUAUUGACAUUUGUUAAGACGACACUCCCGGCGGCGCGGUGCAUUGCGCGCUGGAGCUGGCGAAGGCCGCGGCACCGGCCCGCCCGGCGCGCAAUGUACCGUCUCCAGUCGGCUGUGUCUUAAUGCUAAGAUAUAAUGUCUCUUGUUUAUUUUUGUAGAUUUAUACAUAGAUAUACGUAUAUUAUGCGCAUUUGGGUGUAGUACACGUGUAGUAUGAAAUUUUUAAUGGAUUUUUAUGGCACGUUUUUUUAAAUUUAAUGCUUGAUGUUAGAAACUUUUUGUUUU